GAUGCUCUGAUAAUUUGGCCAAUUUGCGCAUUAAUUUCUUUGGCUUGCUAUUCAUAUCUCUCAACAUCUAUACAGAAACAGGGGAGAUCGAGGAGCCCACGAAAGACACAGCGAUGAGCAUGGAAGAGAGUUUACUGCUACCGAAAAAGAGAUCAGAAUUAGAAGGAAGGGAAAGAUUAGUCCUAACACGGGAUGUGUUCACUCAAGAAGCGAAAAAGCUUGCUUAUAUAGCAGGACCCAUGGUGGUUACCAUUACUUCCCUUUACUUGUUACUGGUUAUAUCAAAUAUGAUGGUGGGUCAUUUGGGAGAGCUAGCUCUUUCAAGCGCUGCAAUAUCCAUCUCCUUCUGUAAUGUAACCGGCAUGAGUCUUCUUAACGGAUUGGCAAGUGCACUGGAAACUUUAUGUGGGCAAGCUUAUGGAGCUCAACAGUAUCAAAAAGUGGGACAUCAAACUUAUGGUGCUAUGUUCUCCCUAGUUUUAGUUGCUUCCCUUGUGUCUCUUGUUUGGAUUAACGUGGAAAAGGUGCUCAUAUUAAUUGGCCAAGAUCCCAUAAUUGCACAUGAAGCUGGAAGAUUUACAUUAUGGACUGUUCCUACCCUUUUUGCUUAUGCAAUAUUUCAGCCACUUUCUCGAUACCUUCAAAUUCAAAGUUUAACCAUUCCAAUGCUUGCGAGCUCUGUUGUCACUCUUCUUUUACAUAUACCCCUAUGCUGGUUCUUAGUAUUCAAGUCUGGACUAGAAAAUGUUGGAGGAGCAUUAGCUAUCAGCAUUUCAAAUUGGUUAAAUGUUAUUUUUCUUUUAUUGUACAUGAAAUAUUCUUCUGCCUGUGCAAAAACCCGUGUCCCAGUUUCAAUGGAGAUGUUCCAUGGAAUUGGAGAAUUCUUCCGUUUUGCUAUCCCAUCUGCCGUGAUGAUUUGCCUGCAAUGGUGGGCGUAUGAGAUUGUAGUCUUGCUAUCAGGGCUCUUAUCAAAUCCACAACUCGAGACUUCAGUCCUAUCUGUGUGUCUCACUACAACCUCAACACUCUACUCAAUACCGUAUGGAAUAGGUGCUGCAGUAAGCACUAGAGUCUCAAAUGAAUUAGGAGCUGGGCGCCCACAAGCUGCUCGCAUAGCCGUCUACACUGUUAUGAUUCUAGCAAUCAUUGAAGUAAUUAUAGUAAGCGGAACCCUCUUUGGCACCCGAGACAUUUUUGGUUACAGUUUUAGCAACGAGAAGGAAGUUGUGGACUAUGUUUCCAACAUGACCCCUCUGGUUUGUUUGUCUGUUAUAUUAGAUGGCUUACAAGUGGUUCUUUCAGGUGUUGCAAGGGGAUGUGGGUGGCAGCAUAUAGGGGCUUAUGUCAAUCUUGCUGCAUUUUAUCUUUGUGGGGUUCCAGUGGCUGCCAUACUGGGCCUUUGGUUGCAGUUGAAAGCAAGGGGCCUUUGGAUAGGCAUACAAGUUGGUGCCAUUUUGCAAACAGUUCUUCUCUCCCUCAUAACAAGCUGUACGAAUUGGGAAAAACAGGCAAGUGACGCAAGGGAAAGAAUAUUUGAGAAAAGAUAUUCAGUAGAAAGCGUAUUAGAGCAAUGAAUCGACGGGGGCGACAUACAAGUUAAUAUGGAAAGUUGCAGUCUUAAGAGGGACGAUAAUGAGCAAUGUUUUGGUGUCAUGGUGCUUGAGCUAAUGAAUCUUGGUGGCGGGAAACAGUUGCAUGAUCAAAAUGUGGAAGACAUGGCUAGCAUCAUGUAGUUAAGGAAGGAUGGUGUUUUUAUGAAUAUGUUUCCUUCUUCCCAGUAUUCUUUAGAAUUUUGUUGAGUUUGACAGUGCAAGAGAUUAUUAUAGGCUUGACCUAACAUUAGCAUCGUCUUUAGUAGAUUCCUAGGUUAGGAAUUACUGCCGUGACUUGUACUGUUUUGAGAAGGAAACUUUAUUUGCCUAUUUUGUUUA
Populus nigra (black poplar) is the source of this 1931-nucleotide messenger RNA. Its product is annotated as protein DETOXIFICATION 12-like. Lineage: Eukaryota; Viridiplantae; Streptophyta; Magnoliopsida; Malpighiales; Salicaceae. The record is from RefSeq and is a predicted model, not a curated record. Gene Ontology annotation, cellular component: membrane. The transcript has 7 exons. Gene Ontology annotation, biological process: xenobiotic detoxification by transmembrane export across the plasma membrane. Bases 114 to 1574 code for a protein of 486 amino acids. Gene Ontology annotation, molecular function: xenobiotic transmembrane transporter activity; antiporter activity.